AAAAGUUUUCGGUUUUGACAGCUGAUCCAUCAACACAAAAAGAGGGGUUUUCCGUGUUUUCCCCCAAAAUGAACCUCUUCCGGCUAUCCACAAGAAGUGCAGUUAAUCUCAUUCAACUAAACAUAAACCAAUUUACCCGGCCAUUCACGGGAACAGCAGUAAAUUGCCUGAAAGAAAUCAAGACAACCCAGGACGAAAAGAACACGGUGAAAAUUGAAGGAAUUCUAGUAAAAUCCCCAAGGGAUGAAUUCCUUCUGAAAGAAGUUAAAGAAGCCCGAGCCUGUGGCAAAGGAUUCUGCCCGAAAUGCUCAAUAGGAUUGGAUGUAAAGCACACCGAUGUCCUGAUUCUCAGCCAAUAUGUACGAUCAGACGGAUGCAUGCUGCCCAGAAGGGUAACAGGAUUGUGCAGCAAGCAGCAGAAGAAAAUGAGAAUUCUAGUUGCAAUGGCACAAAAAGCCGGAUUAAUGCCUAAUCUAGCGCCAGAUUACAGCAAAAAGGACCCAAAGAAGCGAAUGAAGUGGAAGAAAUUCAACAUAUACUUUGAAGAAGAGAAAGUCAAGGAAAUUAAAUAUCUUUAAAUACGAAGAACUGAAUAUUCUUGUAAAAAUUUGUAGAUUGGAAUUUAUAAUAAAUUAAUUAAGAAUUCUUCA
Molecule: messenger RNA, 650 nt
Organism: Phlebotomus papatasi
Lineage: Eukaryota; Metazoa; Arthropoda; Insecta; Diptera; Psychodidae
Gene: mRpS18A
Product: 28S ribosomal protein S18a, mitochondrial
Exons: 3
Coding region: 69-578 (169 amino acids)
Biological process (GO): mitochondrial translation
Cellular component (GO): mitochondrial small ribosomal subunit; ribosome
Molecular function (GO): structural constituent of ribosome; small ribosomal subunit rRNA binding
Source: RefSeq, a predicted model, not a curated record